This is a messenger RNA of Cladocopium goreaui, 3954 nucleotides long. The record is from the annotation of a GenBank genome assembly. Lineage: Eukaryota; Dinophyceae; Suessiales; Symbiodiniaceae.
AUGGCUCAACGAUUGUCUCAACGAAAGACUCAACUGUGUUGUUGGAGUGCACCCGACACGGAGCCCCUCAUGCAAGCCACCCAUGGCUUGAUGCCACCCACCGGCAAGGGGCUGCCCAACCCACUCUGCGGCGCACAUGGAACCUUUAUGUUCAUUGUCAUUGCCGCAGUUGCUAUGGCCAUCGUGGAUGCGCUUUUCCUUCAGACUUGGUGGGUUCUCCCGCUCGCGAUACUGACACCGUUCUUCUUCGUAUUGGUCUACCUUACGGGGAUCUUGGCACUUCCUCAAUUUGGUCUGUGGUCAACUUCUUCCCGAUUGCAGAUCCCCUUGAUGCAGCAUCCAGACUAUAUGUUUAGUCGAAUAGUCAUGCCGUGGGUCAACUUUGGUCAAGGUCUGAACAUGUGCAGUAAUUCCUGGUGCCAAGAACUCAGACAGAGUCUCGGAAAGACCUACGUCAUGGCUGGCAUGGUCGGCUUCGCUGAUUAUGAGGCAGUGGCCCUUACUCUCAAGAGCUCACAAGUGCGGACUUCCUACUUGGGCGCACAGCCUUUGACAAACCUUCCGCAAGUGGAUCGCGAGAUUUUCCUGCUGGGUUUGGCCAACACGGAAACAGGCUGUUUGCACAACAAGUUUGUUGCAUGCUUCUACCACUAUAUGUUUAAUGUUGGCUUUGCCGAGCGUGUGAAGUCGGAGAAGGCGAAAAGGUUCUGGGAUCAGCUGGUAGAGGACUACAAGAACAUGCCACAUGGUGAGGGAGAGCAGUUCUACAACGAAGACGACAAAGGUCUUCGAGGGUUCUUGAUCAGAUACUUCUUUUACGUGAUGUUAGAGACGGACACCGAAGAUCCAGAGAUCAUGAAAGACUUGGUUACCAUGAUGAGGGGUGACCAGCCGAUUGCUUGGUGCUACCUCUGGCCUAUGGCAGUAGCCAAUUUGUAUGGCAGCGUCAUCAGGGCAGUCGACGACAGGAUUUUCAAUAGCGCCGUCAUGACGAAGUUUGUUGAAGGCCAAGAGAAAUUUGGAAAGAUGACGAGACUGGAGCUCACCAGGCUUACCACGUGCAUCAUGAGACUUGCAGCCAUCACCGGCACCAUGCAACUGGCAAAAACCGUGACCGGUGGGCUGACAAUGCCACCCUUCGCAGAUAUGGAGAAGAUUGAUGUAGCUGCUGAAUGGGAUAAGUUGGAUCUGAAUGACACACACAUGUUGGAAAACUUCUGCCUUGAGGUGGCCCGGCUCUUUCCGCCAGUGAGCUCGGUACAUCAUAUCGCAACAGAGCCCUUUUCAGUGGUGUUGCAAGGUCAAACUGUGGACUUCCCCGCGGGAACAAAGAUUCUUGUGCCCACGAACCUGGCCAUGACUGAAAAGGAGACCUGGGGCGUCAAUGUCUUCAAAUUUGAUCCUACUCGGCCAGAUUUGCGGGAGAAGAACAUGGUCUUCGCCAAUGUUGGAAAGGAUAUUCCAGGGUCUGCUUGGAUUUGUGCAGUUCAGAAAAGCUUUGCAGGGAAGAAUUUGGCCCUGGACACCUGCGUUGAAAUUCUUCGCGCUCUCAGCUCAGUGAGGCUUGUACAGGAACCACGCCUCCAGGCCAUGGCAUUUGUGGCAAAGCGCUUUGCGCGCUCUAUCACAGGUGCCACUGCUUUGGGCGGAGCUGCUGCGUUGGUGAAUUUCACCUCUGCUCCAGCUCGCUGCGAUGAUAAGGAUCCACCACACGCACCGCGAUAUCCCUUCUGGGUGAAGUCCAUCUUCCACGCCCACGAGAUUCCAAGUGUCCGUCGUGGAUAUGAAGUGUACCGUCAGGUUUGUGCGACCUGCCACUCCAUGAAGCAGCUCCACUUCAGACACUUGUCGAAUUUCGUGCUUCCCGAGAAGCGUAUGAAGGAGAUAGCUGCCAGCUACGAUGUUGUGGAUGGACCAAAUGAUGAAGGCGAGAUGUUCACCCGUCCUGGCAUUCUUGUUGAUGCCUUUCCAUCGCCAUAUCCGAACGAAGAGGAUCCUCCAGCUGGCAUCGAAGUGCGCGACGGAUUGUAUUACAAUGUGCAACUUGUCAGCGACAUUUGGCGAUGGGCAAAAGAUGGGGACGAGUGCCUUGAAGAAGUUGUGAGGGGAUUGAUUGGAAUGCCAAACCCGCUGCACUCUGACGGCUUGGUUGACUAUGAGGAUGGAACUCCAUGUACCAAGUCUCAAAUGGCCAAGGAUGUGGUGAACUUCCUUUGCUGGGCCGCAGAGCCCGCACACGACGAGCGGAAGCUCAUCGGCCUCAAGGCAAUAUCGGCUUGCGCCGUGGGAACCUUCAUUGUUGGCUUCUGGUACCGAAGCAUGUGGAUCGGGUUCAAGACCCGCCGUAUUGAUUUCACGAAAGCAGUUAUGUGCGGCCCUCGUUUCUGUGUCAUCGCUGCAGUGACAUCCUGCUUAAUGAUUGCAUCCUUGCCGGAUAAAGGAAGCAAUUUCUUGAGUUCGAAGCUAGAUUUGCCCAGUGCAGCAUCCAAUGGCUUGAUGCCGCCCACCAGCAAGAUGUCCAUCGUGGAUGCCGUUCUUCUUCAUUUCUGGUGGGUUCCUGGGCAACGGCAGGGUCACAGUGUCCAGAAUGUGGAGUCCUGUGACGAUCGGCUGGUUAUUCCAAUCGCAUUAUUAGUGGUGCCAUUCCUUUUUGCAUUGGUCUACACCACCAUGAUCUUGGCAAGUCCUCAAUUUGGCAUGUGGUCAACUUCCUCAAGGUUGCAGAUCCCCUUGAUGCAGCAUCCAGGAUGUCUAUUGAGUCGAAUAGUCAUGCCUUGGAUCAACUUUGGUCAAGGUCUGAACAUGUGCAGCAACGCUUGGUGCCACAACAUUAGGGAGAAUCUUGGAAAGACUUACGUCAUGGCCGGCAUGGUCGUGUUCGCUGACUUUGAGGCAGUGGCCUUGACGCUCAAGAGCACACAAGUGCGGACUCAAUAUUUGGGUGCACAGCCUCUGACGAAUGUCCCCAAAGUGGAUCGCGCGAUUUUCAUUCUGGGUCUUGCAAACGUCGAGAAAGGCAACCUGCACGAAAAGUUUGUUGCAUGUUUCUACCACUACAUGUUUAAUGUUGGCUUCGCCGAGCGGGUGAAGUCGGAGAAGGCGAAACGGUUCUGGGAUCAACUCGCAGAGGACUACAAGAAUAUGCCACACGGUCAGGGAGAACAGUUCUACACUGAAGAUGCCAAAGGUCUUCGAGGCUUCUUCAUUCGAUAUUUCUUUUACGUGAUGUUGGAGACGGACACCGAAGACCCAGCGAUCAUGAAAGACUUGGUUGCCAUGAUGAGGGGUGAUGAGCCGAUUGGUUAUUGCUACCUUUGGCCGAUGGCAAUAGUGAAUUGGUACGGCAGCAUCAUCAAGGCAGUCGACAACAGGAUUUUCAAUAGCGCUGUCAUGAGCAAGUUUGUUGAAGGUGAAGAGAGGUUUGGAAGCAUGACGAAGCUGGAGCUCACCAGGCUUACCACUUGCAUCAUGAGACUUGCAGCAAUCACCGGCACAUUGCAAUUGGCAAAGACAAUAACUGGUGGGCUAUCCAUGCCGGCCUACGCAGAUAUGGACAAGAUCGACGUAGUUGCUGAAUGGGACAAGUUGAAUCUCCGUGACACGCACAUGCUGGAAAACUUUUGCCUUGAGGUGGCUCGGCUAUUUCCGCCAGUGAGCUCGGUACAUCAUGUCGCAACAGAACCCUUCUCAGCUGUGUUGCAAGGUCGAACUGUGGACUUCCCUGCAGGAACAAAGAUUCUGGUGCCCACGAAUCUGGCCAUGACUGAGAAGGAGACCUGGGGCGUUGAUGCCUUCAAAUUUGAUCUUACAAGGCCACAUUUGCGAGAGAAGAGCAUGGUCUUUGCAAAUGUCGGAAAGGCUGGAAGCCGUAUAUGCCCAGGGAUGAAUUUGGCCCUGGACACCUGCGUUGAAAUUCUUCGCGUAUUAGGCAAAGUCCGUCGCGAAGGAAAGUAA